Messenger RNA from Boeremia exigua, 954 nucleotides. Its product is annotated as Rpp14/Pop5 family-domain-containing protein. Bases 239 to 787 code for a protein of 182 amino acids. Lineage: Eukaryota; Fungi; Ascomycota; Dothideomycetes; Pleosporales; Didymellaceae. Gene Ontology annotation, cellular component: ribonuclease P complex. The transcript has 2 exons. Gene Ontology annotation, biological process: tRNA 5'-leader removal. The record is from RefSeq and is a predicted model, not a curated record.
CACUGAAUUUCUAGAGCUCCAACCUGAGAUCUACCAGAAGUAACGACGGCGACGAAUCAUUGACAUGGAGAGGUUUGAAAGAGCUUAAGAGUGACUAAUAGAACGUUGCGACCCUGACAACAGAGCCAAGCGCUUCCGCGUCACGCUCCUUUCACCUUGCCUGGCUGCUUCACCUUGACACUCUCUAUACAAGCGCGAGUCCUGCGAUAUCGAGCGCAUAACUUAACAGGCAGUCACCAUGGUGCGCGUCAAGUUUCGCUACCUUGUCGUCAACUUUCUCUAUCCUGAGCCGUCUUCGAAGUCGCGCACCGCUCUCCCUGACCUCGUGCAAAUCCACUCUCCAACACCAGAUGCCUUCAACACUGGAGCGCUAGUGCGUCUUCUGCGCGAUGCAGUAGAGGAGUUGUACGGCGACUAUGGAAGUGGCAUGGUUUCCAGUAGUCUAAAAGUCAACUAUUACUCGCCCUCCACCUCCACAGCCAUAAUACGUUGCCCGCGUGACAAUUACGAGAUGGUAUGGGCGGCGCUCACGUACGUCACAAAGCUGCCGCGUAUUGACACGCCUGUCGUGUGCAGGGUUCUCAGAGUCAGUGGCACCAUAAGAAAGGCCGAAGAGGAGGUGAUUCGCAGGAGUCAGCAGAUCGUCAAGAGGGCAAAAGCCUGGGAGAGCAGAGGAGCUGAUCCCAUGCUCAUUAGCGUUGAGAAGAGCGUCGAGAAAGAAAGGAAGAGGGAGAGCGUUCUCGCCGUGGUCGACCAGGGCGACACGAGCGACGAGAUGAGCGAAUGAGGCAUCCUUAGAUUUCGCAUCUUUGCCUGGGUUUGAUUGGCCACCGAAGACACCGUUCAUCGAUGAUACACGUCGAAAGCUGAUCUGGAGCAUUGUGGUUGCGCCAGAUCCUGAACUUGGAAUAGUCUAUAUGCAACUACCCAUGGGCGUGUUUGUCUCUCCAUACC